CUGGAGAGGAAAGCAGCUCCAACAAGAAUAUGGACAUCAACGAGUGCACCAGCACACCAUGUCAGCACGGGCAGUGCGUGAACAAAGAUAGCGGCUACAAAUGUACCUGCUCACCUGGAUGGACUGGGCAGAACUGUGAGCAAGACAUUAAUGAGUGCACCAGGAAGCCGUGUCAACAUGGACAGUGCGUGAAUAAAGAUGGCGGCUACAAAUGCACCUGCUCACCUGGGUGGACUGGACAGAACUGUCAGCAAGACAUCAAUGAGUGCACCAGGAAACCAUGUCAACACGGACGCUGUGUGAACAAAGAUGGCGGCUACAAAUGUACCUGCUCACCUGGAUGGACUGGGCACAACUGUCAAGGUGACUAUUUUACUAACUUUACUUUAAUAGCUUAGCAUACGUCCAUUCCUAUGCCAUAUUCCACAAAAGACUUAAAGUUUGUUACAACUUAUGAUGUAUUUGUUACAACCCAUAGGACGUAGUUUAUUUGUUACAACCCAUGAUGUAUUUGUUACAGCCCAGGACGUAUUUUGCUUGUUACAAGCCAUUAUGUAUUUGUUACAGCCCAGGACGUAUUUUGUUUGUCAGCCAAUGAUGUAUUUGCUUAUCACAGAACAUGAUGUGUUUGUUAAUCACAGACAAUGAUGUAUUUGUCACAGCCAUUGAUGUUUUUGUUUGUUAUAACCUAUGAUGUAUUUGCCACAGCCAUUGAUGCAUUUGCUUGUUACAGCCCAUGAUGUAUUUGUUUGUUACAGCCCAUGAUGCAUUUGUUUGUUACAGCCCAUAAAGUAUUUGUUUGUUACAGUCCAUAAUGUAUUUGUUACAGCCCAUGAUGUAUUCGUUUGUUACAGCCCAUUAUGCAUUCGUUUGUUACAGCCCAUAAUGUAUUUGCUUGUUACAGCCCAUGAUGGUUUUGCUUGUUACAGCCCAUGAUGUAUUUGUCUGUUACAAUCCAUGAUGUAUUUGUUUGUUACAGCCCAUG
Branchiostoma floridae (Florida lancelet) is the source of this 985-nucleotide messenger RNA. RefSeq names its product fibropellin-1-like. The record is from RefSeq and is a predicted model, not a curated record. The transcript is spliced from 4 exons. Bases 30 to 398 code for a protein of 122 amino acids. Gene Ontology annotation, molecular function: calcium ion binding. Lineage: Eukaryota; Metazoa; Chordata; Leptocardii; Amphioxiformes; Branchiostomatidae.